This is a messenger RNA of Sarcophilus harrisii (Tasmanian devil), 2813 nucleotides long. RefSeq names its product cytoskeleton associated protein 2 (gene CKAP2). Gene Ontology annotation, cellular component: microtubule cytoskeleton. Gene Ontology annotation, biological process: negative regulation of microtubule depolymerization. The transcript is spliced from 9 exons. The record is from RefSeq and is a predicted model, not a curated record. Bases 103 to 2208 code for a protein of 701 amino acids. Lineage: Eukaryota; Metazoa; Chordata; Mammalia; Dasyuromorphia; Dasyuridae.
GAACGCGGCUGCCUGUCGUCUCCUCCGGUCCAGUCAGACGGAGCUGAGGAGGCGCGCUCUUCCCUUCUGAGGAGACGCGGCCCGAGGCGCCCCGCGGCCAUCAUGAGCGCCACGGGCCUGCAGCUGCCCACCACCCAGCGAUCCAUGCCGCUGUGCAAAGAACAAAGAAGACAAAAAUUUGAGGAAUAUCUUGCAAGAAAGAAAGCCUUUUCUUCCUUAAAUUUACAGGAAAAGCAGAUAACCAGCAAUACUACUAACUAUAAUAAAAAAGUAGCUGGAGACUCAAUCAAAAAAAUUCCAAAGGCACUAAAGCUUACCAGCACUAAAAUGGAUAAUAAAGAAAAUGUUAAUCGGCCUAUAUGGAGAAAAAAUAUCCUGACGGUAGAAAGAAAUGGCAUUCCUUUAAAAUCUACCAAUGUAUUAACAAAUUCAACCAUAGAAGUUGAUGUCUGUUAUCCUGAGAACUGUGAUCAAGCUAUACAAGUGUUACCAAAUGAAGAUGACCCUAAAAUUCGCUCUGUGUCACUUAGUCAAACCUUUCGCCUUCAAAGAAAUAAUAAGGAGAAACAACUAGCUGCAGAGAAAUUGAAGCAAGAUGCUACUUUGCCAAAGAAGCCCGUCCUUGGUUCCUAUCGUGGUAGAGUUGUCCAGUCUAAAGUUGACUCAUUUCGAAAGCCAUCAGUGGUUUCAGAAGAAGGUUCUAUGACAAAUAAGACAACUUCAACUACUAUUCCUAAAACUCAGUCUGUAAGCAGAAUCGACAUAGCUGUGAAAGGCGGUAGAACAACAUCUAUUACUAGUUCCACUAAAUCUAAUAGUAUUCCUUCUUCCCAGAACAAAACAGCCUUUCAGUCUUCUCGGAAAAAGGUUGAUGCUAUCCAGAACAAAGAGAAAGAAGCCACUGUUAGAACAGCUGUCAAUGUUACUAUCCGAAGAGAGCCUCUUAAAAAGAGAUUACCUGCCUCAAAUCCAGUUCCACCAAAUGGCAAGACUGAUUUGAUUUCUAGUGUAAAAGAAAAUGAAGCUUCAUCAAAAUGUACAACAUCUGUAGCUGUAGCCAUUCGUAAUUCUGAAUCCAAACCUGCCUCAACUUUCAGUAGUAAAUUCAGAGAGGAUUCCAAAAUCGUUGAUAAGAGAAGAUACACAUUAACAAGACCACCUAUCAAUACAGGACAAAGAACUACACUAACCAAAGAAUCGGCAGAAGAAAGAAGAGCUCGUCUGCUUGAGUGGCAAAAUGACAAAAGAAGAGUAAUUAAAAGACCCCCUAUAUCUGGUGUACCUGCUCCAUCUAAGAUGGAAUUACCAAAAGAAAAACCAGUUGAGUCUUUCUGGACCACCAUUGCAGAAGAAGAUGAGCAAAGAUUAUUCACUGAUAAAGUUAACAAAAUAUUUUCUGAAUACUUGAACUUAAUUAAUAAGGGAUGUCCAAGGGAAGAAGUACUUUUAACACUGGAGGAGCUUAUUGUAAAAAUUCCAGAUGCCAAGAAACUUGUUAAAUAUUGGGUGUGUCUCGCACGCCUUGAACCAAUUACAAGUCCUCUUGAAAAUAUCAUUGCAAUAUAUGAAAAAGCCAUUCUUGCAGGAGCUCAGCCUAUGGAAGAAAUGAGACACACAUUUGCAGACAUCUUAACAAUGAAGAGUCAAGUGACAGCUAAUUCUGGGGAGAAUGUUGAUGAGGUUUGUUCAACUAAUGAAGAAGUCAGAAAACUAUGUGAAGAAGUUAUAAAUCAGGAUAAAACUGAUAUAGUUGGGACAUCAGCAGUGGAAAAUUCAGAAUCAAAUGAUAAAGAUCAUAAAACAAAGAAUGUAAAAAUUCAAGUGUUUGAAAGAGAGCAAGAGGGUAAAGCAGAAGAUUCAAACAGUGAUUUAGAGACUCCUGACAAGGAAACCAGGGGUUCUUAUGUCAUUAAAUAUAAUGUAUCAACUACCCCAUAUUUGCAAAGUGUGAAAAAGAAGAUGAAUGUUGAUGAAAAUAGUUCUUCAUUUAAGGACUUGAAGUUUCUGACACCAGUGAGACGUUCUCGACGUCUUCAGGAGAAGUUUUGUAAAUUACCAGAUAUGUUAAAAGACCAUUAUCCCUGUGUUUCAUCUUUGGAACAGUUAGCAGAACUGGGAAGUGAAUCAAGCGCUUACAUAUGCCGUCCAAACACUGCACUCUUUGCAAGUUCACUUGACGAAGAAACAAAAGAAACAGAAAAAAAAUGAAGCUUUAACAAGAGAAUUUAAAAAUUUAUCUGCCUAUUGUGUUUCAGAUUUCACAUUUCCCACAGAUAUGUAGAAUAUUACCUAAGUUAUUACUACAAUGAAAAUAUAAUUGAUAAGGUACUUUAUAUAGCAGAAUUUGACUUUUAUAGAUUAGUAAAAGAUUUAUCCUUACUUUCAAAAAGUAACAUAUUAGUUCUUUUUUUUAAGAUUAGUAGAGAAUCUUUGAAACAAGACUAUUAGGCAUUUUAUAUUUCUUCAUUACAUUGUUUUGAGCACGAAGAAUCUCAGUAUAACUAAUUCAAGAAUAACAAAGCUAUUACAUAUACCUACAUUUUUAUGACUAUUUAAAUAAAUGUAUACAAUUUAAACAAAAGAACAGUGUUAGAAAAGGUUUGUGUUGGAGGAAGUAUGCUAACAUAUUUUUUUUUUCUAUUAGAAGAAAUGUGUUCUUAGUAAAAUUUAAAUAAUUUAACUGGGAUUUUUGGAGUAGAAUCUACAUUCAUUUAACACUAGUCUUCCAAAUAUUUCUCAGUAUUUAAUAACUAAAACUGAAAUUUUGUUGAGCUUUUUAAAGAUAAAAAUUAUAUUAAAAAUUUUAUCAUAAA